Molecule: messenger RNA, 4972 nt
Organism: Salvelinus fontinalis (brook trout)
Lineage: Eukaryota; Metazoa; Chordata; Actinopteri; Salmoniformes; Salmonidae
Product: AP-3 complex subunit delta-1-like
Exons: 34
Coding region: 216-3962 (1248 amino acids)
Biological process (GO): protein targeting to vacuole; synaptic vesicle budding from endosome; synaptic vesicle membrane organization
Cellular component (GO): presynaptic endosome; terminal bouton; AP-3 adaptor complex
Source: RefSeq, a predicted model, not a curated record
GUCAGCCAUUUCCUAUAUGGAUCCACUGCCAGUGUCUGCACAGUUAUAGUACACCCCAUCUAGCUUCUCCAUCUCUGCCCGGGAUUAGUAAACAAUUACGAAUCCCGAAAAAACGGUAUCCGGGUGGAUGAGAGACUGUCUAGCGGGCCGGUUAGCAUCCAAAAGACCUCUACCAGGCGCUUUGUCCCCGAGGACAGAAGCGACAAAAGUCAGCCAUGGCUUUGAAGAUUGUUAAAGGGAGCAUCGAUCGGAUGUUCGAUAAAAAUCUUCAAGAUUUAGUACGUGGAAUUAGGAAUCACAAGGAAGAUGAGGCAAAGUACAUCUCCACCUGCAUUGAUGAGAUCAAGCAGGAGCUCAAGCAGGACAACAUUGCUGUCAAGGCCAAUGCUGUGUGCAAACUCACCUACUUACAGAUGCUGGGCUAUGAUGUCAGCUGGGCUGCAUUCAACAUCGUGGAAGUCAUGAGUUCCUCCAAAUUCACAUACAAGAGAAUUGGUUACCUGGCUGCCUCCCAGUGCUUUCAUGAGAGCACUGAUGUCAUCAUGCUGACAACCAAUCAGAUCCGAAAGGAUCUGAGCAGUCCUAACCAGUACGACACUGGUGUGGCUCUCACUGGCCUCUCCUGCUUCGUGACCCCUGACCUGGCUCGGGACCUGGCCAAUGACAUCAUGACUCUUAUGUCCCACACAAAGCCGUACAUCAGGAAGAAGGCAGUCCUGAUUAUGUACAAGGUGUUCCUGAAGUACCCAGAGUCUCUGCGCCCUGCUUUCCCCAGGCUGAAGGAGAAACUGGAAGACCCUGACCCUGGGGUCCAGUCAGCGGCUGUUAAUGUCAUCUGUGAGCUGGCCAGGAGAAAUCCUAAGAACUACCUGUCUCUUGCCCCACUCUUCUUCAAGCUCAUGACCUCCUCCACCAACAAUUGGGUCCUCAUCAAGAUCAUCAAGCUGUUUGGUGCCCUCACACCUCUGGAGCCUCGCUUGGGGAAGAAGCUGAUUGAGCCCCUAACAAACCUCAUCCACAGUACCUCGGCUAUGUCACUUCUAUAUGAAUGUGUCAACACUGUAAUAGCAGUGUUGAUUUCCCUGUCCUCUGGGAUGCCAAAUCACAGUGCUAGUAUUCAGCUCUGUGUCCAGAAACUGCGAAUCCUGAUUGAAGACUCGGACCAGAACUUGAAGUACCUGGGCCUGCUGGCCAUGUCCAAGAUACUGAAGACUCAUCCCAAGUCUGUCCAGUCCCACAAGGACCUCAUCCUGCAGUGUCUGGAUGACAAGGACGAGUCCAUCCGCCUGAGGGCUCUAGACCUGCUCUACGGCAUGGUGUCCAAGAAGAACUUGAUGGAGAUAGUGAAGAAGCUGAUGUUGCACGUCGACAAGGCUGAGGGAACCACUUACCGAGAUGAGCUGCUCACCAAGAUCAUCGACAUCUGCAGUCAGAGCAAUUACCAGUACAUCACCAACUUUGAAUGGUACAUCAGUAUCCUGGUGGAGCUGACCCGUCUGGAGGGCACGCGGCAUGGCCACCUCAUUGCCUCCCAGAUGCUGGACGUGGCCAUUCGGGUCAAGGCCAUCCGAGCCUUUGCUGUGGCCCAGAUGGCUACUCUACUGGACAACGCCCACCUGCUUACCGGCAACACACAGCGCAACGGCAUCUGUGAGGUUCUCUAUGCCGCCGCCUGGAUCUGUGGAGAGUUCUCAGAACACCUGGAGGAACCCAUGGCAACUCUGGAGGCCAUGCUGCGUCCCAAAGUGGCCACCCUACCGGGCCACAUCCAGGCCGUGUACGUGCAGAACGCUGCCAAGCUGUUUGCCACGGUGUUGCGCGGCCAGGAGGGGGCACCAGCGGACAGCACGGUGGCCCAGGAGACCAGCCAGCUGCUCAUUGACAGGCUGCCUCUGUUUGUCCAGAGUUCCAACCUGGAGGUGCAGGAGAGGGCUUCAUGCAUCCUGCAGCUGGUGAAGUACAUCCAGAAGCUGCAGCAGAAGGAUGUGGAGGUAGCUGAGGAGGUGACAGCUCUGUUUGCUGGGGAGCUCAACCCUGUGGCCCCCAAGGCACAGAAGAAAGUACCUGUUCCUGAAGGUCUGGACCUGGAUGUGUGGAUCAACGAGCCUCCGUCUGGGAGUGAGUCUGAAGAUGAGGGCAGGAAGUCCAAGGGCAAGGCUGUGUUUGCCAAGGAGGAGUCCAGACACACCAAGCCACGCUACACUGAGGUGGACGAGAAGGAACUGGCCAAGAGGAGAGAAGUAAGGAAGGCAGAGCAGGCCAACAACCCAUUCUACAUCAAGGCCUCCCCCUCCUCUCAGAAGGUGUACCAGGAUGGUGUUGGUGUGGAGCACAUUCCAGUGGUGCAGAUUGACCUCAGUGUGCCUCUUAAGGUCCCAGGGAUGCCAAUGUCAGAUCAGUAUGUGAAGCUGGAAGAGGAGCGUCGUGAGAAAAACAAGGCAGACAAGAAGAAGAAGGACAAGAAGAAGAGGGAGAAGGGCGAGAAGGGCCGCCGGAGGAGGGGGGACUCUGGCCCAGAGAGCGAGGAGGACAUCACCCCCGCACACAUGGUGGACAUCGUCACUGAGGAGAUGCCAGAGAAUGCCUUACCCAGUGAUGACGACGACAAAGAUCCCAACGACCCCCACAAAGCUCUGAACAUCGACCUGGACAAUUUGCUGGCAGCAUCUCGCAGGCCUCUGGCAGACAGCGAGAAGAAACUGCCAGUCAGGUCACACCGUCCCGACGAGGUCCUCAAGAGCCCCAUGGAAAACAGGCAGGUGGUGGAGGUUGCACCAGAGCCCAAGAAAAAGACAGGAAAGGAGAAGAAGGAGAAGAAGGACAGGAAGAAGAGUAAAGAGAAGAAGAAAAAACACAAACAAGAGGAGGAUCUUAUGGGUGCUGGGUCAGAGGAGCCUGUCCAACCAGAAGAGACCAAGGAGGUGGCAGCCCCGCCUCCUGCCUCUACACCAGAGGCUUCGGAUCUGGAUUUCUGGCUCUCAAAUGCUCCAGUGCCCUCUAACCCUCAGGCAGCAGCAGAAGCUCCCCCUGCCUCCACCCCUAGGAUGGCAUCUGGUAUGGCUGCCGUGGCACCAGACUCUGAGCCUGAAGAGGCCAAAGACACUGAGCCGGAGGAGACUAAAUCCUCCAAGCACAAGAAGAAGAAGAAGAAGAAGCAGAAAAAGGAGAAGAAGCACCACCAUGAUCAUAGCGAUGGGGCCGGAGACGAGUCUGUGCAGAACGGUACUGUGGAGGAGGAGGAGCCUCUUCCGCCCAUGUCCAAUUACGCCCUGCUGGCUGAGAACUCCUACAUCAAGAUGGUGUGUGACAUCCAGGGGAAUCUGCAGGAUGGUAGCCAGGUGGUGGUCUCUGUCAUCUUUGAGAAUAAGUGCGACAGCUUUAUCAAGUCCAUGGAGUUCAACGUGCUGGACUCUCUCAACUCCAAGCUGCAGCGGCCUGAUGGAGCUGGCCCACACGACGGCCUCACCGUGCCCUUCCAACUGCCCCCCGGUAUCUCAAACGAGGCACGCUUCAUCUUCUCAGUGCAGAACAUCGUGAUGCCCCAGAAACUGAAGGGAACCCUCACCUUCAUAGUCAAGACUGAUGAUUCCUCCACUCACGAGAAACUGGACUUUAAACUGCACUUUACCUGCACCUCCUACCUGAUCACCACUCCCUGCUACAGUGAUGCGUAUUCUAAGCUGUUGGAGUCAGGGGACCUUAAGGGGUGCUCUCUGAAGCUGGAGGGAGUUAAUCAGCCCUUCCACCAUCUACUGGCCAGAAUCUGCUUCCACCACCACUUCUCUGUUGUGGAGAGGAUCGAUUCCUGUGCCUCCAUGUACAGCAGGUCAAUCCAGGGUCACCAUAUGUGUCUGCUGGUCAAAACUGCUGAUCAGACCGUGUCCAUCGACGCUAAAUGUGACGAGCCAGGGCUGCUUGGGAAUGUGCUGGAUGAGAUCAAACUCACCUUUUUUCAGUGCUGAUUGUGUCUGACAGCCACUUGGUGCCCCCCUACCCCCUGUUAAACCCCCUCGCUCGCUGAAACACACACUUGUAUGAUCACAUUACAAACACUCCCAGUUUCACCCUAUUUAUUAAUCUUCAGAUUCACAACUCUCCUUCUCUCACUUCCCCACUCCACCCUGCACUCAGAAUUGUUCUUUCCCCAUCAGUAUGCUUUAUGCUCACUCCCUCUGUGCACUUUUUGUUCCUCUUCCUUGUUUCAAAUCUCUUUUCCACUGUCAAAAAACUGGUUUCACCUGCUCCCCACUCCUACACCUCUGACUGAACUCGUGCCCAUUCUCUCUCGCUCAUCGGCAUUACAGUCUGUGACGGUCAUGUAAUGUAAUCUGACAACUGGACUUUUUUUGUUGGUUGAAUUGUGUUUUUACUGUUUCUGGUUGUUUCUGUUUGUUGCUGUUUUUUGUUGAUUUCUGACGUCUGUCUGCGCCCCCCUUGCUUUAAACAUCAGUGUGUUACUAAUACUCUCAAUAGUCCUGGUAGCAUGCGUGACUCCCUCUGACUGGCCCUAGGUGGAAAUAUCAUGUAAACUCCUCCAUUCAUCCUGAUCUGACCUCAUGCCUGAAGUAGACAGAACUCCUGAGAUCCACCCCCCCCCCCCCCCCCCCCGUGUCCCUGCUCCAACUGUGCAACUUCUGUUUGACCUGUGUCGCUGUCACAUAUCAAUCCCUGUAAGAAUUGAAAAUGUCUGAGCUGGAAAGUUCUACUAAGAGUGUGUUGGAAUCAUCUCAAAGCGUAGCCGUACUCUAAAAUAAUGUUUCUGCAUCUGUCUUGCUCUGUCUGCUAUUCUAGACAUGGAUAGAAUGGUGUCUUUUUACAAUUGUCUGAUUUAUUGCUUUGAUUAUGCUGUAAUGUUUGACAGAUAUUUAACUGCUCAUCUGCUGUGCUGUUCUAGACCUCUAUCUCUCUUGCCUCAGGCAUGUCUACCACAGUAUCUGUAAUGAGUGACCGAAUAAUAUAGAACUUCUCAUUG